This is a messenger RNA of Vespa velutina, 2736 nucleotides long. RefSeq lists its product as uncharacterized. NCBI's taxonomy places the organism in Eukaryota, Metazoa, Arthropoda, Insecta, Hymenoptera, Vespidae. The transcript is spliced from 4 exons. The record is from RefSeq and is a predicted model, not a curated record. Bases 5 to 1345 code for a protein of 446 amino acids.
AGACAUGGAUCUUUAUGUUAAAAGUUUCUUUCUUAUCUACUUUUUGAUCCUUGCUAACGUUUUCACCGAAAAUACAACAAAAUCAUCCGAUGAAAAUAAUUCUAAAUCGUUCGUAGAAUCGACAGAAGAUAAUCUAUCUCAGGAGGAGGAUUUUACGACAGAGGCAACUUUAUUUAUUGCUACGGAAACUGAUGAAAAUUUGCUCUCGACGAUCGUUCUCGAAGGCGAUACUGAAAAUAUUACGGAUGAGUUUAAACCAAGCGUUCAUCUUGGAGAAAUCGAGGAACCAAGAACGAAGAUUAAUCCCUUCAACAAAGUGCAUCACUUUAAAUUCGAUAACAGUUUUGACGUGGGAUCCCAUCAGAAUGAUCUUCGAAACGUUAAGCAAAGGAUCCUUUACGACGUUAAGGAACAUCAAAAUGGUCGUAUAGUUUUCGAAGACGACAAAAGAAAUUUUCAUAUCAGAAAGUAUCAACAAGUUUUACCAAAUUACGAGACGAUCCAACCGUUACACGUUACCGUCACGCAAAGUUCAAGGUCGCAUUUGGAUAAUUUCGGCGAACAAAAAGUUAUAAGCGAUCAUACGUUAUUACAGAAUUUCGAGAAACCGGUGUACCUAGAGGAACACACAUCGAUGAUAUUUGAUAAACCUAUGAGAUUUCCAAACGAACUCUUAUCUCUUGGUAAUGGGAACUUUGACGAUAAGAAUACGUUUUAUUUCGUGCCAGAUUAUCAUCUAAUGCCGAAUCAUCAAAAUAAUUAUUACAACGUCGAACAACAAGAAGGAAAUUACGGUAACGUUCAGAAACCAGAUAAUAUGAUGGUUUAUCUCGCACAGCAACACGAAUACACUACACUUCGCAAACAACCACAUUAUUAUUAUUAUUAUCAUCGGCCUUUAGGCUAUCACGAAAUGGACUUUUUAGGUGAGCCGAAACCCGCUAUGAUCUAUCCGAAAGGACACAGAAUUUCACCAUGGAAAAAGAUUAUUCAUUUGAUCGGAGCUUUCUUACCACUGGGAUUAUUACUGGCAGCUCUUGCCCCUAACGUGAUCAAAAUUCAAAAUACGACGGAUCCAAACAUCGUUCUCUCAAAGUUGAGAGUCGUUGACCUGCCGAUCGAGCAUAAGGAAGCGAGAUUGAUCGAUGAACAGCGAACGAAUGUCUGCGAGGAAAGAUCGAUAUGCGAAUUGAUAUUGGAAGGUGGUAAACCAGGAACGAAUAUAGUGCAAAAUGUUCUUUGGAAUUUGGCUAUUAGAUCUAAUGAAGAAAUGAUAAGAAAAAUUGGCCUCCAGGAAAUAUUUGAAGCAGUGAAAAAGAAGAAUUGCGCGACGAUCGUUUGUUAAAUCUCAAACGAAAGAAGGAAGCGAGUAUCGUGGGUGACACAAGCUAUUGUUCCUCUCUCCACUCCUCUUUCUCUCCCUCUCUCUUUCUCUUUUUCUUUCCAAUCACUGAACUCGGAAUAGCCAUUGUCUUUUCAAAAGUUCGCGUAAGAUAAUUAGUCUUCUUUUCGUUCUGACUGUGAAAGUGUGUCCUUCCAAGAGUAAGGAAAGAAAGAAAGGAAGAAAGAAAGAAAGGUAAAGAAAAGAAGUAAGAAGGACGAGAAGAAGAUUGUUUGAAGAAGCAUCUCAGUAUUAUUAUCAUCAAUAUCUCGUUCGAGAAUUCGUCUCGUGUAUGCACUCGUCUCGUACUCGCAAGUGAAAGUAGUCACUGGGUAUAUAAGUGGGUCAACGCUAGUCCAUUCUGGACCAUCGUUCUCACUCGUGAAACUCAGUCAUUUUUUCCCUUAUACAUACAUACACAUAUAUAUAUAUAUAUAUAUAUAUAUAUAUAUAUAUAUAAAUAUAUAUAUUUAUACAAAUAUUUAUACGGUUUCCAGUAAUACGUAAUUAUAUUAAUUUGUCAUUGCACAGAUGUACGCAUUUAUCUUUGGUAAAAAACUGAAAAUCAAAUAGUCCAUUUUUGAUAAAGUCACGAAAGAUAAUAAUAAAUGUAUAUUAGUUUUACGACGAAGCAACAAUUUUUGUUAUGAUUUAUGUACGACACCUGCUAGGAGAAUAUAGAAAAUUGUGGAUUAGACGUGGAUUAGAUGAACGAUUAGACUUUCGAAAGAAAAAGAAGAAGAAGAAAAAGAAAUAUCAUUCGAGAAUUGCGAAGGAAGAGAAGAAUACCGGAUGGAAAUCGUAUUUUGGGUCGCAAAGUUGAUUUUCACUUCGAGGAAUGCGUAAGAAAGGCCGAGGACAACGGCGCGUUGAUCGCUAGACCAAGAUUGAUUAGUUUCUUCUUUUCUCUUAUCUUUUCUUUUUUUUUUCGUAAAAGAAAAUAAAAAUAUACGCAAUCGAUCGCAUUCUCGAUAUCCUUUUCUCUUCUCUUUCUUCUUUCUUUUUUUUUCUUUUUUUUUUUUUCGUUAUCACGAUAUCCUUCUUUCUGAUUAACUAGGAACUAAUCGUACGAUGUAUGUUGGGCGUUCAACGAAAGUGAGCCACUUUUUAUACGGGUUCUACUUUGGAGUCGAAAACGACCAUAGAACGAUUGCUACUUAGAGCGGAUCAACGAGAUAGCUCGUAAAGUACGAUUUAACGAUUUAGAAUCUUUUUGCGACAGAUGUUCCUAAUCCGUUCUUUUAUUUAUCCGGUCAAUCGUCAUAAUUUACGUUUAAUACGAAAUCACGUGAUGUCAUAUCCAAUUAUCAUCAUCAUCAUCAUCAUUAUUAUUAUUAUUAUUAUUAUUAUUAUCA